AUGUCAGUCUCGUGGGAGGAAUAUCUCGCCGACAUACCGGGUUGCCGCUGUGAAUCUUACGCUGAGUAUUGCAUGAAGUAUGGCAAGAUUUAUCAUAUGAGUGCCAUCAUUGAGUUUCAUCCCGCAUUCUCUCGUGACCAGAAGGAGAAGGUCUAUGUGCAGAACAAGAUCGAUGAUGACAGCUCUCGUGUCUAUGAGGAUCUCAUUAAGAAGGGUGGUUAUUUCUUUCUCUGCGGACAGGCUUGUCAGGGUGAAUUAGAUAUUAAGACCGCCAUUUACAGCGCUAUUGCUGCUGGUAAAAAUAUCUCCAUGGAGAACGCGAAGGAGAUGUUCGAGAACCUUGCUGAGGCCGGACGCUACUGCCCCGAAGUAUAUUGA
Molecule: messenger RNA, 378 nt
Organism: Perkinsus marinus ATCC 50983
Lineage: Eukaryota; Perkinsozoa; Perkinsida; Perkinsidae
Product: NADPH cytochrome P450, putative
Exons: 2
Coding region: 1-378 (125 amino acids)
Cellular component (GO): cytosol
Molecular function (GO): oxidoreductase activity; flavin adenine dinucleotide binding; FMN binding
Source: RefSeq, a predicted model, not a curated record